AUGGCAGGAAGAGUUUUGUCGGCUGCCAAGACUCCAGGACACGAGCUGGGGCAUGAGGAAUCACCACCGCGAUCGCAAUCGUUGCGGCUUUCGCAGAAGCAUGUCGAGGUUGUCGAUUGGGGCUACGCUGAUGAAGACAGUGAUGCUGCGGCUGAAGGGGGUGAUGGCGACGAGAAUCAUGGGGCCGAAGCUCAGGACUCCAACGUCGGCAGGGAUGGAGACAAUGAUGACGACGAAGGCAAGGAUGAUGAAGACGAGGGUGAAGAUGAUCUGGUGGGAAAGAACGACGAGAACCUGAAGCGAGUUCUGAGGAACGAGGCCGCUGAAUGGGUUCACAAUGACUCCGAAUCCGACCCCGAACUCCCCUCCCUCGACUUGCAAGAUCCUUCAACCUCCCCGUCUUCAUUUCGCAACUCUCAACAUGCCGCAGCUCGCACGCAGUCUGCCACAACCAAGAAGCUUGGUCGGAGCAAGAAUACACAUGCACCGCAGCGCAAGCCAGAUUCUGUCGGGUCCCAGACCCCCGGUCGGAAGGGGCUGAAACGUACGUCGCAGGUGGAUGAGUCGGAAUUGGAGGACAAUCGUCAUGAGGCCCGGCCGAAGCCACAACGCAAGAAGGUGAAAGUGUCCAAUCCUGGCUCCAAGUCUCAAUCGUCCGAUCCCGUGGACCCCAGCGCGUCGCAACACAAGUCGGCCGGUUAUGGCGCGGCGCCACGCAAGCCCGCGUUUUCGAAGGGUUCACAGUCGACCGCGGCAACCACAGCAAAGGCCAGAAAUGCGAGCGGCGGGGCCUCGAAGCGACCCCGGAGCCGAGUCGAUGAGCAGCCGAAAUUCAUCGGCAUAUCGGACGACAAUGCCUCAGACCAAGAGCACACGCACAAGAAGGCCAGAUAUGAAGAGUAUUCUUCUGUAGAAGAGGAUAUCGACAAUCGGGAUAGUAUUGAACUUGUACGCAGCUCCAGCGGUCAUUACAAUCUCCUGCAGCAGCCGUUGCACGUGAAACGUGUUGCCGAGGCGGCGAUUACCCAGGUAGAGUACUACCUUGUGCUGAAGAAUGUGUUCCCAGAUGGCCCCGAGAAGUACAAUGUUGCCAUUCGUCAUAUUCUUGUCAAGUGCGCAGAAACCCUCAAGGACCAAGACCUCGCAACGAAGAUCAAGACCAAUGCAAGCUACGCUCGGAAGAUCUCUGGGAUUCCGGCACAGCGUAUCCCAAUUUUCCGUGGCAGAGUCAAAGCCAAUGUCACCGCACUCUCUGGCGGUUUCUUCAAUCUAGAUGACGACGACGAGAAGAAGAUCGACUGGCUCCUUGCAAAAGAUCGUUUCGUUUUCCGUGUUGAUUACCCUAACAACAUCGUGUACGGCGGGGAAGCGUUCACUGAUCCAAUCUUCGCGAAAAUCCUCCUUGAAGAUGCGCUGUGCUCGUCUAUUGCCAGCAAGCCCGAUGAGAAGGAGAUACCUGCGCCAAUGCUUGCGCUCGUUGCCACAGCGAUUCAUGCCGGACUCGUGGACCUGAAGAUGGGCAAGGAGCAGGAUUUCCGGGGAAACACACUUUCGAAUAAGUAUGACGAUAUGAUGGACAUUCUCAAGGAUAUACGUGAAGAGAGCGCCACGAAGUACCAUGGCCUCAUGCACGGCCUCUAUCGGACAGUGACAAGCUCUGGUACUCUUGCAGGACGAUCUGUUGUCCGCUCAAAGAACAGUUUUCUUGAUGUCUCCGCUAUGCCGGAGGAUGACUGA
This is a messenger RNA of Epithele typhae, 1737 nucleotides long. RefSeq lists its product as uncharacterized. The transcript has 12 exons. NCBI's taxonomy places the organism in Eukaryota, Fungi, Basidiomycota, Agaricomycetes, Polyporales, Epitheliaceae. The record is from RefSeq and is a predicted model, not a curated record. Bases 1 to 1737 code for a protein of 578 amino acids.